Messenger RNA from Ilyonectria robusta, 456 nucleotides. RefSeq lists its product as uncharacterized. Lineage: Eukaryota; Fungi; Ascomycota; Sordariomycetes; Hypocreales; Nectriaceae. The annotation marks the transcript as partial. The record is from RefSeq and is a predicted model, not a curated record. The transcript has a single exon.
UCUACCAUCCACCAUCCGCCAUCCACCAUUCAGGAGGCCCAGCCAGUGUCAGCCCAAGGCCCAGGCCCCAUCCUCCAUCCUUUAUUAGCUGCUCUGCCUGUUCGUGCCCGGGUCGCGGUGGCAUUUGCUCACCAGGCGAAGCCGAUGACGUCGGGCAUGCACAUGCACGUCAGGCCCCUCACCCGCAGAAAACAAGAUUUCCCGCCUGCGCGGCGCCGGGAGUUGGGCAGUGCAGAGCAAAACCACCACUGCAAGACCGCCCAGCGCCGGCCCAGUCAAUCGAGUCGAGGUCCAGCACGCCAGUGGGUGGGCCUCACACCAUCUCCGCCUCUGUGUGACCUGGGCCAGUCAUGCGCCGCGCCGUUGCACCCUGGACCCUGGGGAUUGCGCCUUGGGGUCGUUUCUGUCGCAGGGCUGGGCCAGUCGCGAUGGGAGACGGGCCAGGGAAGUAAUUGA